Messenger RNA from Westerdykella ornata, 2080 nucleotides. RefSeq names its product 2-methylcitrate dehydratase. NCBI's taxonomy places the organism in Eukaryota, Fungi, Ascomycota, Dothideomycetes, Pleosporales, Sporormiaceae. Gene Ontology annotation, molecular function: 2-methylcitrate dehydratase activity; 2 iron, 2 sulfur cluster binding. The transcript has 4 exons. The record is from RefSeq and is a predicted model, not a curated record. Gene Ontology annotation, cellular component: mitochondrion. Bases 175 to 1824 code for a protein of 549 amino acids.
CACCUGCCCGACCACCAGCACCAGCACCAGCGGCAGAGCUCCAUCUAUUAAUUUCUUCGCCAGUUGCCAACUCCAGCGCCGUCGCCUUCGUUGAUACACUCGUGUACGACACUUCUCUCUUCCUCUUCUCAGCUCCAUUGACGUCGUCAGAGCACGGCAGAGGCUAAUCUGAGAAUGUCGUCCUUCAGUCGCAACUUGUGCACCACCGCUUCCCGCACCCUCCGCCAGCGGUCCUCCCUCGCCAGCAGAGCAGUCAGGCCAAUUGCCCUCCGCGCAGCUGCUGCAUCUCCCUUCACUGCCCGCGCAGCCCGUCCAGCUUCAUUCUCGACCAUGUCGGCCCUCAGAUCGGGCGUUGCCCCGCCCGUCCCCUCCAACCGCGAGUACGACCCCGAGAUUGUGGACAUGGCCAACUAUGUCCACAACAAGCCCAUUGACUCGGAGCUUGCUUUCGAUACCGCCCGCUGGGUCUUCGUGGACACCCUUGGCUGUGGUCUGGAAGGUCUCCGGUUCGAGCAGUGCAGGAACAUUCUCGGCCCCGUUGUAGAGGGAACUGUCGUGCCCAAUGGCACCAAGGUCCCCGGAACCAACUACCAGCUCGACCCUGUGCUCGGUGCUUUCAACAUUGGUGCCAUGAUCCGAUGGCUCGACUUCAACGACUGCUGGCUGGCCGCUGAGUGGGGCCACCCUUCUGAUAACUUGGGUGCCAUUCUCGCCGUUGCCGACUGGAUCUCGCGGACCAACAGGGCUGGAGGCAAGCUGGGUAACGGCAAGAUUCUCAAGGUCAGGGAUGUUCUCGAGGCCAUGAUCCGCGCACACGAAAUCCAGGGUGUUAUGGCUCUUGAGAACUCCUUCAACAAGGUCGGCCUCGACCACGUGGUCCUCGUCAAGGUCGCCUCCACGGCCGUCGUCUCGAAGAUGCUGGGCCUCACUGAGGCUCAGACCCGCGAUGCCAUCUCUCAAGCUUGGGUGGAUGGCCAGGCCAUGCGCACUUACCGUCACUCUCCCAACACCAUGUCCCGCAAGUCGUGGGCUGCUGGUGAUGCCUGCCAGAAGGCCGUCGACCUUUGCCUCAAGGUCCUCAGGGGCGAGCCUGGUCUCCCCACCGUCCUCUCUGCCCCCACAUGGGGUUUCUACGACGUCAACUUCGGCGGCAAGAAGUUCCAGUUCCAGAGGCCCUAUGGCAGCUACGUUAUGGAGAACGUUCUUUUCAAGGUUUCCUAUCCUGCGGAAUUCCACUCCCAAACCGCUGUUGAGGCUGCGCAGCGCCUGAACAAGAAGCUCGCCGCCAUGGGCAAGACCGCCGAGGACAUUGAGAGCGUUGUAAACAGGACCCACGAGGCCUGCAUCCGCAUCAUUGACAAGCAGUUCAAGCCCAUGGAGAACUUCGCCGACCGUGACCACUGCGUCCAGUACAUGGUCGCCACCAUGUUCGUCUUCAACCGCCUCGAAGCCACCGACUACCCCGACGGCAGCGAAGCGGCCACCUCCGAGCUGGUCGAGUCCCUCCGCCAGCGCAUCUCGUGCGUCGAGGACCCGCAAUUCACCAAGGACUACCAUGACCCGGAGAAGCGCACCAUCUCCAAUGCACUGACCGUCAAGCUCAAGGACGGCACCGUCCUGCCCGAGGAGGUCGUCGAGGCGCCUCUCGGCCACCGUCUCCGCCGCGAGGAGGCCAAGCCCGAGAUCCUCAAGAAGUACAAGAGGCAUUUGGGUCCUCACUAUCCGGCGGAGCAUGUAGAGAAGUUGGUGGCGCUGGCGCAGAAUGGAGCUGAGUUGGAUAAUAUGGAUGUGGAUAAGUAUGUGGAUCUGUAUGUCAAGAAUUAGAUGAUUACGAUGAUCAUGGGUACUAUGACUGGUGCUUUGGUGGAAGCAUUUUUCUGUAGGAUAAAAAAAUUACCUUUCUUUCUCCAUCGUUUUCUUAUAAUGGGUGGAUGUGAAUGCUGCGUAAAACAUGUCCGAGUGUGGCAUCCUCCUGAUCUAGUCUGCGGAAAGUCAAAUCGCUGCAUGGUCAUAGACUACAACGUAGCUUGAAGUAUAUCUGCCCUCUGCUUGUUAGUAGUACGUUAGAGCGAACAACUAG